Molecule: messenger RNA, 393 nt
Organism: Ilex paraguariensis (yerba mate)
Lineage: Eukaryota; Viridiplantae; Streptophyta; Magnoliopsida; Aquifoliales; Aquifoliaceae
Source: the annotation of a GenBank genome assembly
CCUCUACCCUCUCCCCUCUCCCCUCUCCCCUCUCCUAAACGCGCACACACUAAUACAGGUAUGCAGCUUCUAUCGUUGAUGCCUACUUGCAAGUUCAGGGCCUAUUCCCUGUCAGCAAAGGGAAAUAUGAAGCGAGGAGAAGGACAAAGCCCAGUUGGGGAAAGGCAAAAACAAGUGAGGUUUCUUAAAAGCUGGGCUUCACCUCUAAUGGCUGCACUUGUAGCCUUAUCUCCCGUCUUAAAUCCGCCAGGUACACACCUCUCAGUCAGCUUUUAUUCUUCACCUCCUAAAAUUCAAAUGCCCUUGAUUUUUCGUCAAAAUACCGGAAUGCCAUUUGGAACACUUCCCAACGUAUAUUACAUGCUAAUUCCUCAUGCAAUUCUAUUUAAUUAG